GAAGUGGGAGCUCGGGAGAAGCGGAAAUUGCAGCAGCAGCAGCCGCCGCCAGCCCGGGAAGCACCGGCGGGGAGCCAGCGCCGAGGAGGAGGAGGCGGCGGCAGAGGCAGAAUGUGGAAGGCUACUGCAGGCCACACCGUGACUGUCAGCCAGGAUGAUGGAGCUGAUGACUGGGAGACAGAUCCAGACUUUGUGAACGAUGUGAGUGAGAAGGAGCAGCGCUGGGGAGCCAAAACCGUCAAUGGGUCCGGCCACCAGGAGCACAUCAAUAUUCAUCAGCUGAGGGAGAAUGUAUUCCAAGAGCACCAGAACCUCAAAGAGAGGGAGCUGCAAACAGGACCAAAAGCCUCCCAUGGCUACGGGGGGAAGUUUGGCGUGGAACAGGAUCGCAUGGAUAAAUCAGCUGUUGGACAUGAAUACCAAUCCAAACUCUCUAAGCAUUGCUCCCAAGUGGAUUCAGUGAAAGGGUUUGGUGGCAAGUUUGGAGUACAAACCGACAGAGUUGAUCAGUCAGCUGUUGGGUUUGAAUAUCAGGGCAAAACUGAGAAGCAUCCCUCCCAAAAAGAUUAUUCCAAGGGCUUUGGAGGUAAAUACGGUGUUGACAAGGACAAAGUGGAUAAAAGUGCUGUUGGCUUUGAAUAUCAAGGCAAAACGGAAAAACAUGAAUCACAGAAAGAUUAUGUAAAGGGCUUUGGAGGCAAGUUUGGCGUGCAGACAGACAGACAAGACAAGUGUGCCCUUGGCUGGGACCACCAGGAGAAGGUGCAGCUGCACGAGUCCCAGAAAGAUUAUUCCAAAGGAUUUGGAGGCAAGUAUGGUGUCCAGAAGGAUCGGAUGGACAAGAAUGCAGCAACUUUCGAAGAUAUAGAGAAACCAUCAUCAACUUAUCAGAAGACCAAGCCAGUAGAAGCUGUUGCCAAUAAAACAAGCAGCAUCCGAGCUAACUUUGAGAACCUGGCCAAGGAGAAGGAGCAGGAGGACCGAAGGAAGGCAGAGGCUGAGAGAGCCCAGAGAAUGGCCAGGGAGAAGCAGGAGCAGGAGGAGGCUCGGAGGAAACUGGAGGAGCAAGCCAAAGCCAAGAAGCAGACCCCACCACCCUCUCCUGUGGUGCAGGUGGCAGAGCAGAAGGCGCCCUCCAGCCCGGUCUAUGAGGAUGCAGUUUCCUACGAGGCAGGGUCAGCCUACAAGAGCUCCAGCCCCUCCUACCCUGCUGCCCAGGAGCCAGAGGCUGGCUACAAAGCGGCGCAGCCCGAAUACCAGGAGGCAGUGAGCCAGAGGGAGGCCGAGUACGAGCCUGAGACCGUCUAUGAGGUGGCAGGAGCUGCAGACCACUACCAAGCAGAAGAAAACACGUAUGAUGAGUAUGAAAAUGAACUUGGGAUCACAGCCAUAGCCCUUUAUGAUUACCAAGCUGCGGGUGACGACGAGAUCUCCUUCGACCCCGACGACAUCAUCACCAACAUCGAGAUGAUCGACGACGGCUGGUGGCGCGGGGUCUGCAAGGGCCGCUACGGCCUCUUCCCCGCCAACUACGUGGAGCUCCGGCAGUAGGCACCCCUGCUGCUGCUCCUGCCUUAAUUCCCCAGCCCACACACCACUGCUCACACUACGGACACCACGAGGCUUUCCCGAGGAUGGAGGGGGUAUAUGCAUAUGGCUUUUAUAUUUAAUACUUUGCUGAUGCUUUUUAAAACACUUAGGCCACAGAAAUCGCUAAUAUAUUGUAACUGCUCUGUCUUUCACCGAGGCUCUUGGGAUUUAUUUUCAUCUGGGAACGUUUCUUCUCUGCCAAAUUAGCCAAGCCUUUUGGAGGACAGGUAGCUGUCUGCUGUAAUAUUGCAUGUUUUACUCCUAAGUGAGCAGAUUUAGUCAAGUGUUCGAGUCUAGUUAGUCUUCCACGAAGCGUUUGCAGCUGAGAAGGUCAUGGCUAUGCAGGCUGUUUGCAUUUCCACCAAGUGGAGAGGACUGGGGAGGUGCAGAGUUGGUGAUUUUCUUUUUUUCCUUUUUUUCCUUUUCUUUUUUUUCCUUUUCUUUUUUUCUUUCCUUUUUUUGUUUUCUUUUCCAGAUAGUGCUUGAAAAAAAUGAAGAAAAUGUUUUACAAUUGCAGUUAAUCAAAUACUGCCCAAUAUUUAUGGAAUAUUAAUGUUAUGAAGGAAACAGUCUGGUACUUUUUCCUUCUCCUUUAAAGUGGAGUUUCUUUGGCUCUUAAAUUAAUUUUUUUUCUUCUUUUUUAAUUAUUUUUUCUUGGUCCUGCUCCUCCUGUUCAUGUUAUCCCAGAGGAGGGCUGCAAACUCUCUAGCACUGAUUGUCCCGAAUUCCUUCACCCUUUUGUUUUUGCUUCACCCUCCUCUUUUCCCAGAGGGAAAACUUGGAAAAGUUACUGUGCAAGUGUUAAGUCACCCAAAGAGAUUCCUGCUUGUUCAGAAGGAAACUGGCAUCCAGAUCUGCAGGAAUAUUCCCAUUGCUUUAAAUGGGAGGAAAAGGCAGGAGGGGUGGGAUUGCAGUUGUGUUCUGUGUGCAGUGCAUCCCUGCUCACACAAGGAAGGAAGGAAGGGCCUGCUGUGCAGUAGUGACAUUUUAUGGAACCAUUUUCAAGUCAAGGAAUGUUAAUGAUUGAAUUUGAGACCCAUGUAAAUGAUCCCCAUUUUUAAACCAGACAAGAGACUUUUUUUUUUUCUAUGUUCAAGAGAAACUGCCAGUACUGUUCUACUAAACAACACAAUUAAACCUUGGUUUGGUUUUUGGUUUUUUUUUUUUUUGCCAAAACUGAAAUUCCUGUCACUGUAGAAAGCUGACCACUGCAGAUUUAGGGUCCCUACCAAAGAUAGCAAGUUGCAUCCAAUAGUGCACAUGUUCAGUGUCUGUACUGUCUGUUUCCACCUUCUGAUCAAAAGGAAAAUGUCAAAUCUGGUGUAGAAGCCAAGAGAGAAGGCAAAGACUUCUUAUCAGAUCUCAGUUUGGACCAAUGGAAUAUGGAAGGCCUGUACAAAAUGGUGAAUUGUACAGAGUGUCAAGGGAGAAGGCAUCGUGUUGAACCAGUUCUUGGAUGGUUGGGACAAUCCUUCAUGAAUGUCACAUGUGUGUCAUUAUUACUACUAUUUUUUUCUCCUUUCCAUGGUCUCAUAUCUGUGUUGUAUUUGCAUUACUAGGGUUGGGUUUUAUAUGCAGUUUAUUUUAUCCAAUUUUAGAACACCUCAUAGGGAUAUGAUUUUUGUAAAUUAAAUAUUCAAUAAACUUUUUGAACCAUU
Messenger RNA from Zonotrichia leucophrys gambelii, 3248 nucleotides. RefSeq names its product cortactin (gene CTTN). The record is from RefSeq and is a predicted model, not a curated record. Gene Ontology annotation, cellular component: plasma membrane; actin filament; site of polarized growth. Bases 112 to 1551 code for a protein of 479 amino acids. The transcript has 15 exons. Lineage: Eukaryota; Metazoa; Chordata; Aves; Passeriformes; Passerellidae. Gene Ontology annotation, biological process: regulation of actin filament polymerization. Gene Ontology annotation, molecular function: actin filament binding.